Prinia subflava (tawny-flanked prinia) is the source of this 8325-nucleotide messenger RNA. RefSeq names its product protein FAM199X-like. Lineage: Eukaryota; Metazoa; Chordata; Aves; Passeriformes; Cisticolidae. The record is from RefSeq and is a predicted model, not a curated record. The transcript is spliced from 6 exons.
GCAUGUGCCUGAGAGAAUUGUCCCAACACUCCUUGAACUCUGUCAGGCUGGUCCUUCGACCACUUUCCUGGGGAGCCUGUUCCAGUGUCCAACACCUUCUAGGGAAAGAAUCUUUUCCUAAUACCUAACCUGAUGUGCCCUGACACAGCAUUAUGCUGUUCCCGCGUGUCCUGUCACUCGUCACCAGAGAGGGCAUCAGUGUCUGUUUCUCCGCAGCCUCUUGUGUAGCCAGCUUUGAGGUCUCCCUUCAGUCCCCUCCAGGCCGAACAGACCAAGUGACCUCAGUCUGUAUGGCUUCCCCCCUAUGGCCUUUCACCAUAUUCUUUGGUCUCCUUUGGAAGCUCUCUAAUAGUUGUCCUUGCCUUCCCGUGAGGGUCCCCGGCUUCCUCGGGAAACGCGGCUCCUGCCCAUGGGCUCUGGCUGGGAACCCUCCGCGUCCCUGUAUGGAGGCAGCGCAGCCCUUCGGCGCUGGCGCGGCGCCCCGCGGGCCCCGCACGGGCCCUACCUUUGAGGGGCCGCCGGAAGGCCUCCCUGCCCACGUCCUGCACGCCCCGGGCCAUGGCCGCACAGCCCGCCCACCGCGCGCCCUCCCGGCGGCAGGAGGCGCUGUGGGGGCGCGGCGCCGGAAGGCGUCGCCGCGCCAGCGCGGCGCGUCCCGGGACCGGCCGCUGAUGGCGGCGCCGCCGACGCCGUGAGCCCGAAGCGCUCCCGCCGCUGCCUGAGGCGCGCCCGCCGCCAUGACCGAGGAGCCGUACGAGAAGUUCUUGGCCCCCGAGGAGCCGUGCCCGCUGGUCUCGCAUCAGCACCCGCCGCGGGGCGGCAGCUUGAGCCUGAGCGAGGAGGGCUGCCUGGACGUCAGCGAUUUCGGCUGCCAGCUCUCGUCCUGCCACCGCACCGACCCGCUGCACCGCUUCCACUCCAACAGGUGGAACUUGACAUCUUGUGGGACAAGCGUGGCCAGCUCAGAGUGCAGCGAGGAGCUAUUCUCAUCGGUGUCAGUGGGGGAUCAGGAUGACUGUUACUCUCUGCUGGAUGACCAGGAGUUCACCUCUUUUGAUCUGUUCCCCGAGGGCAGUGUCUGCAGUGAUGUCUCCUCUUCUGUCAGCACAUACUGGGAUUGGUCAGACAGCGAGUUUGAGUGGCAGUUGCCUGGCAGCGACAUUACAAGUGGGAGCGAUGUGCUUUCUGAUGUUAUACCAAGUAUUCCAAGCUCUCCCUGUCUGCUUCCCAAAAAGAAAAACAAACAUAGGAAUCUUGAUGAACUUCUAUGGAGUGCAAUGACAAAUGAUGAACAGGUUGAAUAUAUUGAAUAUUUGAGUCGCAAAGUCAGUACAGAGAUGGGCCUUCGAGAGCAACUUGAUAUUAUUAAAAUUAUUGAUCCUACUGCUCAGAUCUCACCUACAGAUAGUGAAUUCAUUAUUGAAUUGAACUGUCUCACUGAUGAAAAACUGAAACAGGUGAGAAACUAUAUCAAGGAACACGGACCUCGCCAGCGGUCUGCAAGGGAGAGCUGGAAGAGGAGCAGCUACAGCUGUGCAAGUAUCAGUGGUGUGAGUGGUGCCAGUGCCAGCAGCAGCAGUGCCAGCAUGGUCAGCUCAGCAAGCAGCAGUGGCUCCAGCGUUGCCAACUCCGCUUCAAACUCCAGUGCCAACAUGAGUCGAGCACACAGCGACAGCAAUUUGUCUAUAAGUGCUGCAGAAAGAAUCCGAGAUUCAAAAAAACGUUCCAAGCAACGGAAACUCCAGCAAAAGUCCAUACGGAAGAGACAGCUAAAAGAACAAAGACAAGCUCUUAAGGAAAGACUGAGUGGAUUAUUUCUUAAUGAAGAAGUGCUGUCUUUAAAAGUGACUGAGGAGGACCAUGAAGGAGAUGUGGAUGUUUUAAUGUGACAAGGAUAAAUUUAUCAGUGUUCUUUCUAAGCCUUAAGUGUAUUAUCCUUAUUGUUUAUAUAUAUUUCUUGACCAAAUUUUGAUUAGUAUUCACAGUACAAACCAGAUUAUUUCUCAAGUGUAAUUUUGCUAAGAAAGUCUAAGUAUUGAGUAACUUCUGCUUUUUGAGACUAAUUUUGCAACAAAGAAUUCAGAAACUUGUCUUCUGAAAAGCUGCUGAAUGGAUAUGGUUUUAAGGAAUUAUGAACUUGGCUAACAUACUAACUUGCUUACACGUAAGUCUAGGAGUGCUUUUGGAUGACACACAGCAUGCAUUACUAUGCUUCAGCUUUUUUAUUUUUUUUCCAACUUAGAGUUAGUAUUACACUUGACUUUUUCUGUCUUCCUUUCCCAUUAUUUGGAAGAUUGUUUAGCAUGAGGAAAAAUCUUUUGCUCUAUGGAGCUUUCUUCAGCCUUGCUCUUGAUUUGUACAAAAUCAAACUACUGUUGAUACUUUUCUGAAAGUUGUGAUUUAACUCAAGCUACACAGAAAACAAGAAGCGGGACAUCUAAUGCAGAGAAUCUGUAAUACAAUUGCUGCCUAAUGUAGUUCUUAGGAACCAACUAAAAUUUAGAAAAGCCCCUCAAAAUAAUUGCAGGCUUAGUCUUCAGAAGGUUAUUUUGCUGCUCGGUAUCUUAUGAUUGUUACUAACGGUUCACCAGUACAUCCCUAGUAUUUCUGUGAAAAAAUUCCAAUAAAAACACAUUUAUGCAUUGAAAAUACACUAAUCUGCAAUUAAGUUGUCUAGGACACUACUUAAAAUAGUUAAAAACACUACUGGAAACCAAAGUGCAAACAAGUGGCACAGAACUUCUAUGGUUUUCUUCCCUAGAAGCAUAUCUAAAUAGAUUCAUAUUGUUGACAGGAGAACUUAAUUAAUGCAGCUGUACUUUUUAAAUUGUAUGUUUAGCUGAGGUUGUCUUCUGUGUGGGUCAUUAGACCAUGACAUGUAUCAGAAUUCUCUAUUUGUUGUCUGUCAGCUUUUGAAAUUUCUCAUGAUAAGAAAAUUAGGUAAAAUUGUGGCUUUCAGACAGGGAAGUAGUAGUACUAGUUUCAGCCUUUUUCUUAAUUCUGACAAUCUUUAAGCUGAUUUUAGUCUUUAUCUUGGAACUAUUUUUAUAGAACUCCUUCCCCCCACAGCUGAGAUAAAAAUGAUAGUUCUAAAUUUUAAUGUGAAAUUUAAAAGUUUAUAAAAGUAUUUUUGAGUUUGGAGUUUAGGAAAUAAUUUUUAAUUAUGUUGAUGCUUCAUUACUUUAUUUUGCUCUUGAAUUAUGGAGUUUGACAGUUUAGUGUCGUCACGGGUGUCUGUAAUUGCAGGAUAUAACCCAAUCCUGCAAAAUGCAUGAUCAGCUUUAGGACUACUGAGAUUAAUGUUCCAUGUCCUGCACAGACUUAUUAGCCCUUGUUGUACUUUAGAUUUAUGGGGGUCCCUGGGUAGGGUUCCCCGGGAGCCCCCCGGGUCUAUGUUCGUUGGUAUUUGCAUGCAGGCAAGCAAGGAGACUCUAGACGGCUGGUGAGGUGCUGAUGAGGUGAGGGUUUAUUUGGAGUUUGACCCUGGGAAGGCAGCAUGGUCACUGAGGGAGAGGGGGAAGGGAAGGGGAGAGGGCGAAGGGGAGAGCAGCAGAGCCUCCGGAGGCCUCCAGGGCAAAGAGAGCAAGCCCUCUCUGCUUGCACCCUUAACAGAGAGGUUCAAAGUGGGCACGGUAAGAUUCUUCAGCCAAUAGUUACAGAUACACGAUACUGCAAGGAGGUUACAGACUUGGGAUAAGCCAUACACUUUCCAGGGGUGAGCCAGAGCAUACCAUUUCCAUAAAAUGCAAUUCCACAGAUGAAGUAUUUUUCUUUCAGAAGUGGCAUUCCUUUUAGCCUCAAAAUAAACUGACCAGUAAAUUAUCUGAACAAUGGCCUCUGAAAGGAUUUUGAUAAGAAAUAAAUGAGGUCCGUAGUCAAACAAAUAUGUUUGAACUUAGUGCUGCUCUACAACAGGUCCUCAGGCUUCGCCACUGACUGACUAAAAGCCAGGUAAUGUCAUUUUAAGCUCAUGUUAGCUAUCCCAUAUGGCCAGUUAUUUGUCCAAUAACCACAAGUGUCUGUGACCUGUCAAUAUUUGCUUGUACUGCGCUGUUGCUGGUUGAUGCCUCCGUACUGUAUAAUGAAUACUGAAAACUUCUUAACACUAUAGACUUUACUCAGAAUUUAGAUUGGCCUAAAUCUGGCACUUCUUUUAAAUAUCUUGUAUGAAAGAUAAAAUUUAAUUGCUAUCAAUUUUGCAAAUUUCAGGGUGCGGUUGUUAAACUUUCCCAUGAUAAUGAAAGAAUUUAUUGUGAAAUACUUCACCAUGUGUACACUGUCACAGUUCAGUACAACCUUUAUUUUCUGCAGUGACUUUGAAAUAUGAUUGAAUUUUUUUUCUGAAGAAAAAUGCACACUUGGUACUGUAGAGAAUUGAAACUCUGAAGUGAAUUGUAAGAAAGGUGCAAUAUCUCAGUGUGGUGGAGCAUGAAAGUGUGUCACUUUAUUCUGUUUCAGCAGUUAUUCAGAGUUUAAAAUGCCUCAGGGUUUUGUUGAGAGAAGACCCCAUCAUUUUUAUGAGGUAGAGUUCAUUCUGAUCAUCUGUCUACUAGCUUCCAGAGAUCAUGAAGUGAGGGAGGAUAAUAUUUCCAUCAUCGUGUGAGCAUGUAAGUAUAAAUUAUUCUAAGUGGUUAGAUGGGUCCAGUUGCUCAUGUUACAUUCAACAAAAAGGUCCUGGGUGCCAGAAUAGCUGUUUGUGCUGUGUUGUCUCCAGCAGGUACUUCAGAUGUGUUGUGACAGUUAAAAUGAUAGAAGAGAGCAGAUUUCCAGGGAUUCCAUACUAAUAAUUUAUAGCUCUGUGAUCUCAUAGAUCCAGGAUGCUCAUAAGAAUACAAAGAAUACAAAACUGUCAAUGUUCUGGUAAGAAUGCAGUAUAACAUCUUGCUUACCUUGAAUGUUCUUUGCCAAGUAAUCAGAGAUAUAAUGUCUUUUCCUGAUCUCAGAGAAUCAGGCCUGAAGUGACUGGGAUUCAAGAGUUCUCACAUACUUCUACACAUUUGGGUUUCUUUUCCUUUUGCUUUCUCAUCCUCUGUAGUUCCAGUGACACACUCAUUUUGUGGUGGAGGGAGGUUUUUUUUCAGAUUCAUGUUUUUCCCUGCAGCAUGCUCAAUGCUUACUCAGGAAGACCCCAUCCAUGGUGGUUUUAAAAGACAUGUAAAUGAGACGGUUUAGUGGUGGGCUUGGCAGUGUUAGAUUUAGUGUUGGAGUUGAUGAUCUUAAAAGGACUUUUCCAAUCUAAAUCUAUGAAUUUCUGUGAAAUACCCGUGGUAUUAGUCAAACAGUUGGAAUGUCAGUGAAAUCUGGUCUUGCUGAUUUAAGUUUUGGCCAUUGUGGCCAAAGGUGUAAAUACUGGAUUCUGAUGAAGAGUAACAGACCGCUAAAAUAAUGCAUCUUUAUUGUGGUUUUUUUCUUAAAAAAAUGAAUCAAAUCCCUGCUUUUUAUUAAUAGAGAAAAAAUGUCAGGCUUAAAAGCAACACAGACACACACAGGAAAAAGCUCAUAGUUACAUGGCUUCAUGGUACCGAAACUGUCUGUAGGAACUUUGUACCCACUGCAAUGGGAAUAUAAUCGAUUUACACUCUGUAACAAUAACAGUUUGCUUCCAUGGUAACUUUUUCUCUAAAAAGGCUUAGAAGGAGCACUGAAAGUCCGAUUGCAAUAGGACUGUAAACAAGAGAGAACAUUAUUUUCUAAUAUGAUUUUAAAUAUGACGAAGAAAGCUGCCUGACAGAGUUGGCUGAUUUCUGUGUAUCUAAUGGAAUCUUUUGUUAAAAUACCUAUUUCUUUUUAUCUGGGAAGCUGAUAAAAAGAUGGUUACAAUGUGCUCAGUAUGGGAUGCUUACAUGGAAGAGCAGGAAAAGUCUUUGCAAGACUUUCCUGGGCUCAAAUUUUAGUUCUCAUAUUGUGGUUUGAAAACUGUGAAGAUCAUUCUCUGGGGAGAAAACAAACAAACCAACCUGCUUGAACUUACAUGCAUUUACAUCAGAGUGCAUGUACAAUACAGAAAGAUAAAAAUGGCUGUAUUUACUGUUCAUCUAUGCUGAAUGGCCUGAAGCCAUUUCUUUUCUCCUAACACUCUUUCAACUUUGAAAUCAGUUGAUGCAUUGGUCUAUAAAUAUUAAUAAACCUGACUGUUUUGGGAGCUUUUAAAGUUCAUUCAUAUAAGCCAGAUUUUCAUGGCAAAUGUUAGAUUUACUGGUUUAAUGUUCUUAAGCUUACUAAUCUUGCAAUUUUUGGGCACAGAAAAGUCAACAAUUGUCCAUUUAAGGAUUGCAAAGAUUAGUUUAUUAAUCUAUCAAGGGCAAAUCUAAGUAAUAUUCAAAGUUUGUUUAUUUUGACUGUUAACCCUGAUGAAUCAUAUUUACAUUCUCUCUCAUCUGGCUAACUUUAAAACAUUUCCAAAUGAAAAAUAAAUUCUUCAAUAUAAAAAAAAUGUAAUUGUAAUAUUGAAGCCUUCAAUAUAGUUAAUAACCAAAGCAAGGGGAAGGUGGGAGGGUUGUUGUUUUUUUUCUUUUUUUUUCUUUUUGUGGAGGGGAGAGAUGAGGGUAUAGAUUAGAGUAUAUGGUAUUGCUUAAAUUAAGGGGUUUUUUUUCCCAGGUUCUCUGCUAAUUGUGUUGUUAAAAUGUAUUUUUGUAUAGAAAACUGUUCUCUGUACAUUCUGUAUCUACUUUACACAAUGUUUAUAGAGAUUUUUCUGAAGUUGUGAAGGAUUUACUGAACGCUGUGAUGCUGUUGAAUUCAAGUUUUCAUUGUAUUUGAAAAUAGUUAUGUGCAUAUUGAAGUACAGGUUGGAAUUAAAAUUAAUGAUAUAGCAAAGAUUCUUAUUAAAUGAUGUAGUAUCUUCUUCAGAGCAGGGGGAUUCAUAUACAGGACCUGCAGAGUCACUCUUCAAGCAGAAAAUACAAAUAAAGUGGCACAUCUUAACUGUCCUUGAUGGCGGAAAGCAAACUGCCCCCCCCCCUUAGCUAAAGGUGUUUGUUAACCACAAAAUCUGACAAGAAUUGUUUCAUAGGGAAGCAAUUAAUUGUUGUGAAUUGUAUAACCCAAGAUCCUACUUAAAGCUGUCUGUCCUUUGUUUUGAUUCCUGUGCCAGAGGUAUUUUUUUAUAUAUAUGCUCAGCACCAGCAAGGACAUGGCAGUCUUUGAAUAGGCAAGAGUGAGGGCACUUGCCAGCUUGUAUGUCGUUUCCCUGAACAAAAUUUGCCUUUUGCGAUACUGAAGUUUGAAGUGUAAUAUUGCAAAAACACCUUUUUCCCCUUGGAAUCCAAAAAAAAAACAAAACCCUGAGAAGAGGAUAGCUGGCAUAGGGAUGUAUUCCUCAGCGCGCAGAGAUUCCUGCAGCAUCUCAGGGAUCUAAAACUGCCUUCUUUGUCUUGGUUAUGACUCAUCAAACACUUCUGGGAGUUGAUUCUCAUCAAACACUGACAGAAGUUAAAACUGACCAAGUAUUGCUAUCCCAGUUUCUGUACAUGUCAAGUGAUGAAGAAGGACAGGGUGAAAAAUGCUGUAUAUCACAGCAAGUCUUGUCAAACUGUGAGAGAUCUUUAAUUGUUGUGAACAGAACUGUGGAAGCUCUUGCUCUUGUGGUGCUAUGCCUUCACCUGAGCAGCCUGCUUGUGUUUUUUUCUUUCACCCAAAGGUGAGUGACAGUGUGGAAUGUUUUGCAACAAAAACCAAAUUUCCAGGGACCUUGACCCAUUGGGAUGUUUGCUUAUUGUAAGAGCUGAUGCUUCCUUGGAUAGCACUCAGAAGCUGCAGGGAAGUUGAUGCUUACACUUUCCCAGGAACUUUCCCAGUCUGUCCUGUUGCAGCAGUUCAUGAUCAAGGUGCCAUUUGCACAGGUGAGUCUGAUCUGCUGGCCAACAGCUGCCUGUCACCACGGUUACAUGGGCACAACCAAUGAUGUUAUGAAUCUCUUAUUAGCCGUCCUUAAGUAUUUCUUCAUUUCUCUCUCAAGUGUAGCCAGUUUCACUGCAUUGAUGGCCAAACACUAUUGAGGCACAAGCUGAAUAAAGAUUUCCACACUGGCAAAACCAAUCGGUAAGCUUGCUUUACUUAAUUGACAGAGAAAGGUGUCGUUGGCUAUGGGCUUGCUGUCCUCAGCCCACUCUUACUAUACUGGCCUGAACUGUACACUUCAUGCAAACAUUUUUUAGUACAAAACUAGUUACAGUUUGGUUUCCUGAGAACCUUUGUACGUGUUCCUAAAGAUCCUGUGCUCUACUGGGUAGAAAACAUUUUUUUUUUCACCUCCUAGAACAUUCAUCCAUUGUAAAUUGUUUCUCUAGUGCUGAAAUAAAAUUUAAAUUUAAAUCCAAAUCCACA